AUUGGCUAUCGCCUAGUUUAACAUAGUACUUUACGAAAUUUUCAGUCCGUUCUACAUAUUAGUAUCGAACAGUCCCCACUUGAAUUAGCAAAAGUUGUGGUACCUUAUCAAAGUGAUAGAGAAUACCCACUAUUGACAAUCGGUCUGCAGUACUUUCUUGAAUUUCUUCGCGGUUUUAACAUUCUCAUUAACAAGGCCUUGAAGGACCAUGGCAAUAAUACUUUUUUUUCGUAUUCGGUAUUAGUAACGCGGAAUAACUUUUCAUCCAGAAAGAUUUAAUUUAAUUUUUUUUUGUGAAAAUAAUUUGUUUGAGGAUUUGAAUUUCAUAGUGCGACAGUGGCACUUUUAUGUGAAGUGACUCUUUUGGAAUUUUAUUGAUUUAUGGAUUUUUAAUGUACCAAAGAUACGUGUGAGGUUACGCCCUUGAAGGAUAGGAUACUAUGGGGCUUUACAAACAGUACUUUAGGCUAACAAGAUAUGCAAAAAACAAUUUCUUAGGUGUUAAUCCGCAAAAACUCGGGCAGGAUGGAGUUCCACUUCAGAUGCUCGUAUCACAAAAUUUUAGUCACAGUCGCCUCGCCGUUAUAUUAAUAGGAUUAUUUACGUUAGCGAUGGGAGUAAUUUUAUCAUCGAUACCAUGGGUAGACUAUAUAAUUUUAAAGAACUUACGAUUAUCUGAUGGUUCUUUAAGUUUUCACUACUGGCAAAAACCAGGCGUGAUAAGACUAACCAAAGUGUAUAUAUUUAAUGUUACUAACUCGGAAAAAUUUCUUGCCAAUGGAGAGAAGCCGAAACUACAAGAAGUAGGACCUUUUGUCUAUAGAGAAGACAUGGAAAAAAUAAAUAUACAAUUUCACGAUAACGGAACUGUGUCUUUUCAACAUAAAAAAAUAUUACAGUUUGUCCCAGAGAUGUCAGUAAACAAAAACGAAAAAAUCAUCGUCCCGAACAUUCCAUUAUUGACAUUAGCUGCACAAUCGAACAAUUUAGGUUAUUUUAUUCAGAAGAGUAUAUCGGUGAUGCUUAGCAUGGGUAGUUUCCAGCCUUUUGUCAGUAUUACAGCAGACGAACUAGUAUUUGGAUACGAAGAUAAAUUGGUGUCACUUGCCCAUCAAUUUUACCCAAAAUAUAAGAGACCGGCCGAAAAAAUGGGUCUACUCAUCAAACGUAACGGAACUCUACCGGAGGUUCAUAACAUUUAUACAGGGGUGAGUGGAAUGCAUGAAUUCGGACUUAUAAAUAAACUCAAUGGUAAAGACACUCUUCCGUAUUGGCCAGAAGCUCCGUGUAAUAAAUUAAAAUCCAGUGAAGGAUCUUUUUUCCCUCCUAGAUAUUUUACUAAUGAAGAUUUCGUUUAUAUAUAUGACAAAGACGUGUGCAGAAUAUUUCCUUUGCAAUACAGAGAAUCCAUAUCUAAACAUGGUAUUUCUGCCGAUUUAUACACUCCGCCAGACGAUGUGUUCGAAACAGUCGAUAAAAAUCCGGAUAACAAGUGUUUUUGUCCCGGAAAUGAAUUUUGCCCACCCAAAGGAUUACAAAAUAUUAGUCCUUGUCAGUUUGAUUCGCCAGUUUACAUUUCUUUUCCACACUUUUUGGAUGCUGAUCCGAGUCUAUCUGAACGAUUCGAAGGACUACAACCUAACAGAGAUAAACACCAGUCGUAUUUCAAAAUACAAACAAAACUUGGCGUGCCUCUGGAGGGUCAAAUCAGGGUACAGUUAAAUUUGAAAGUAGAUAAAGCACCAUAUAUUACCAUAGUCAAAGAUUUUCCCAGUAUUAUUUUUCCAAUAAUGUGGAUCGAAGAGGGUAUGGAUGAUUUAACCCCAUCUAUUAGGAGAUGGAUAUAUCUAGCGACAACUUUUGCCGAUAUAGCUUGUCCCGUCAUGACGUACGGAUGCAUAUUUAUAGGAACCUGUAUUAUACUCGGUGUCUUCGUCAAUGCUUACAAAUCUUUGGUAUUCACCAAGGAAACUAUUGAAAUAGGUAUGAAAAAAUUGCAUAGACGUAGCAGUGCAUAUCUGUACAGUUCCUCCAAUAGAUUCAUACACAGAAGAGACACAUACACAUUGCUAAAUUUAAAUGAAGACGGGAAUGAAGUAGAAGUCUGAUCAUAACGAACAACUCAACAAAUUCUUGUAUAUUUUAUUUCUUUAAUAAUUUUGUUGACUUGUCAUAAGCUUCAUGUUCGGUUUUUAUGUUCAAUGGUGAUUCAAUUAAUGAAAAUAUCGAAUUGAAAUGUGGUAGAUAAAAAUAUCGGGUGAAGUAGUUUUGAGGAUCAUAUCUUUAAUGUAAGUGUAGGAAUAACAAGGAUAGAUUUAUUUCAAUUUGGAGAUAGUUAUUUUCGUUUUAUAUUUGUUAGGAAAAAUAUAAAAGAAAACAAAUAUCGAGGAAGAUCUACUUAAAAAAGAAAUUUGAUCUGAGAUCAUUCAAUAAAUUGUUUUAUAAAAAUUUCAUGAAUAAUUAAAUAAUUCAUAAUGUAGAUUAGGUGUUAAUAUUAAUAGAAUAACAUUUUCAAAAUGUUGGUUAAUUAAUAUUUAUAUUGUUGUUAGAAUAAACAACACUUAGAAUAAGUUCAAAGUUCUAUAAUAAUAAUAAAGAAGACAACAGGAACUUUUUUAUUUUCUACGCAUUAUUUUUUAAAACCUUCAUUUGCCAUUGAACAUAUUUUUAAUUAAAACUAUAUAAUUAAAUAUCUCUUGCGGGUCAAGAUAUUUACUUUGAACUAUGAAAGAAAAAUCCCUUGCUCUCUGGUGUAAAGUUUCAUGCAAAUUCAUGUUUUUAUUUUGGAUUCGCCGUGUAUUUGUUGUAGUCAAAGAUUUGUCUUUGUAUAUUAUUUGUAAUUUUUUUUUGUUCACAUUGUGAAUAUCUUUAACAAGGAUAUUUGUUUAAAUGAAGCAACAUAUUAUCAACUAUUGCUCAAUGUUGUAAAUAGAAAUGUGAUAAAAGAGGUGCAACUCUUGCAUUUUAUACAUUCUAAUAGGAAAUAAAAUAUAAAUAUUUAUAUUUUUACAAAA
This is a messenger RNA of Diorhabda sublineata, 3014 nucleotides long. Its product is annotated as scavenger receptor class B member 1. The record is from RefSeq and is a predicted model, not a curated record. Gene Ontology annotation, molecular function: scavenger receptor activity. Bases 441 to 2108 code for a protein of 555 amino acids. Gene Ontology annotation, cellular component: membrane; cytoplasm. NCBI's taxonomy places the organism in Eukaryota, Metazoa, Arthropoda, Insecta, Coleoptera, Chrysomelidae. The transcript is spliced from 12 exons.